Dalotia coriaria is the source of this 3928-nucleotide messenger RNA. RefSeq names its product BMP-binding endothelial regulator protein-like. The record is from RefSeq and is a predicted model, not a curated record. Gene Ontology annotation, biological process: positive regulation of BMP signaling pathway. Lineage: Eukaryota; Metazoa; Arthropoda; Insecta; Coleoptera; Staphylinidae. Gene Ontology annotation, cellular component: extracellular region. Gene Ontology annotation, molecular function: BMP binding.
AUAAUUAUUGUUAGAUACAUUCCGUCGAACCAUUCGCAAAGUACGAGUUAUUUAUUGCACUCAUUUGUUUUAAUAAUCGGGCACUAUCUGGUUACCACGCUGGUUUCGAGGAAGGACGCCGAAGAGACGCGUUGUGCGCAUGGCAAGUAGCGCAGCGUCGAAAAAUCAGGAUCGCCCCGCUGAACUUGACAAAAGCGUGUUUUUCACGACGUGCAAACGCCACACGCACGUUUGCCCCCUACCUUCGGAGGCGUCGAGAGUGGGUUAAAUAGCAUCUAGGAGUGCUGUGCGGCAGCGUCCGAGCGUCCGAGAAGCGGCGUGUGCGGUGGACGACGUUUUGUGUUUAUUGUGCGGGGACGAAGGCUCUCGUUCGCUCACGGGCCGCUUCUGGUCAGUCCGAGUUCGUGCAUCGAGCGUAUUGGUUUAUCGCCGAGACGGAACUUUGUAGUCUCGUGGAGUUUCUGUGUGUGGUGCAUCGUGCGCGAGCUCUCGGAGGACGCUGUGAAAGAGUAGAGGAGAAAAUAAAAGUUGUUUGAGCCACUUUUACACGGCGCUCGCGCAAGUGUUGCGCUGUCGCGGCGAAUCAAAAUUAUUUUUUUAGAAAUUUGUUUGAAACUGCGACAGCAAGUGUGCGCUUGUUGAUUUUCGAAUCGGAUACUCAACUUACACCAGGACUCCAGUAUGACAAAUGGACAUUACUGUGCGUUCCUACUCAUCAUCUUCACCGUGUUGACGUGGCGAAUAUCGUACAUCUCCUGCAUGGACGUCAUUGGCAAGACUGAGACAUGUGAUAAUGAAGGCGAACAGGUUCAUUUGGAUAAAAUUGAUAAACAAAAAUGUUACUUUUGCAUAUGCCGGAACGGCUACGUCGAAUGUGAAAGGAAUCCCGUUUGUCCGGAGAUUAAAGGAUGCCACAUGAUAGUCGAGAAGACGCCCGAGCAUUGUUGUGCGAAAUGCAAAGGUUGUUAUUACAACGGAACGUACUAUGAAAGCGGUGAGGAAUGGAUAUCGAAAGAUGAACCAUGCACGUCGCUGCAAUGCGAGGCAGGCGUCAUAACAAAGAGCGACAUUCAUUGCCACGUGCCGUGUGAUAGUCCUACUUUACCUGGACCGGGUCAAUGUUGUCCAAAAUGCCCGGAUUGUAAAUUGAACGGUUAUAUAGCUACUGAUGAUCGUGAUGUGACACCAGGUGACUUGUGUGUUAAGUGUCGUUGUUCUGGAGGACAUCUUACCUGCAUUAAAAAGGCUUGCCCUGUUUUGCAAUGUCCUUUGAGCGAGCAGACGCGCACGAUUGGGGAAUGUUGUCCCACCUGUAAAGGAAAUCGUCCGGCGCGUAUGGAGGUGGCGCAGAAAUGUAUGCUGCAAAACAUGCUCUACGGAGAAGGCGGGAUGGCGACCAUUGCGAAUGACCAUUGCACAAAGUGCACGUGUUCAAACCAAACAAGUAUAUGCGAGCGGGAAACAUGCCCGCCGUUGGAUUGUUCUCAAGGACUCCGGAAGCGUCCGAAUGCAUGCUGCAAGGAAUGUAUUGACGACGAACAGGAUUUGAUAUCCGAAGUGAAAUCUCAAUGCAUCUUCAAUGGCAAAGCAUAUGAGGAGUUCCAAACGUGGAGUCUUGAUUCUUGUACGAAAUGCGCUUGUAAGGGCAAAAUUAUUUGCUUGAAAACAACGUGUAAUGAGAGUCUUGUAUGUCCCAUCGGCAGCCAUCUUGUCCACGAGAAGGGAGAGUGUUGCAAGAAAUGCGUCGAAAAUAAAGUGGAAGCUACCUGCGUUGUUUUCGGUAAUUCACAUUACCGAACGUUCGACGGUAAAAUGUACACAUUUCAAGGACUCGGCAAGUACCAGUUUGUAUCCGACUGCCAUAAUCAUUCGUUUUCUGUCCGUAUAACAAACGAUUUCACAAACAGAAACAAAUCAUCCGUGAUGACAAAACGGGUGCGCAUAAAAUUCGGCGAUAUUCGCAUAAACUUAGGACAAAACUGUCGCGUUAAAUUGAAUGGUAGUCGUUUAUCUUCAUCGAUAAACACAACAUUGAUCCAAAUCACGAAAGGCGAGCAUGAUAUCAAAGUGGUACUAAAAAAUAGCAUUAAAAUUCUCUGGAACUGUCACAGUUACUUGGAGGUGACGAUACCCACGCAAUUCAAGAAUAAAGUAUGCGGGCUGUGCGGUAAUUUCAAUCUCAAUGUACAAGACGAUUUGAAAAAGCGUAAAGGUGGCGUAGUCACUGAUACGGACUUAAUGAAGUUCGGUGUUUCCUGGUGUGUGGGUAAGGAAUGCCUGAAGGACACUAAACGAAUGCAGCAAAUCCAGCAGUGUCCAUUGAAAUCCAAGAAUAUUGUCUGCUCAUUCCUAACAUCAUCGGAGAUAUUCGUCGCUUGUCAUAAAAAGCUUAAUUAUUAUAAGUACCAGUUGGCAUGCUGGCAUGACAUGUGUGAUUGCCCAAGUGGCAAGUGUUAUUGCGAUGCCUUGACGGCGUACGCGCAAGAGUGCAGCCGGUUGGGUACUCCCAUAAACAAUUGGCAAAACGAUUACUUGUGUACAAAUAACACGUACAGCAUGGUGCGGAAGCAUCACAAGAAACAUCGAAAAUUAUCGCGCGUUGCGCCAACGUACAGCCAAGAUGAGAUUGAUAGAUUGUCAAAGACGGUGCGAAGUAGACCAUCAAAAGGCAAUUUACCUUUGAUACAUUAAUAAAUUACUGAGCGUGAAAACUAUUACAACUAUCACAAUAAAAAGAAUAUUGUUAGGAUAAAACAAAAACCUUACCUUUGUAUUGAGCUAGUCAUGACAGUAUUUAAGACUAGAUGUUAGGGAUUGUUGUUGAUAAACAAGUGAUGAGAUAUGAGAUCAUGAUAACAGGGGUUUGCAAAUACUGAUAGAUCUCAAAUACACCGCACAAGUAAUAUUUUUUUACAAAUGCAUAAUAAUAUUCUUAAUUUGGUGGCUUUUGAAUACGUCUUGGGUUUGUGCAUCAAUGUAUCCUUGUAAACCAAAGAAAGCGAAUGUUAUAAAGAUGCAAUUUAGUUUCAAUGAUCAAUUUAUGUCCCGAAUUAACACUGCGGAAUCUACUACCAAGAUCUCUUUGUUAUUUUACGAUUGGCCCAUAAUGGGUGCGCAUUUUGUACAUAAACAAUAAUGUACCUUAAACUAAAUGUAAGUAAAUAAUUUUUCAUAAUGAAUGUUGUAAAAAAAACUAAUGCAAUCACUAAAUAAUUACAUAUUAUGAAUAUUUUUGUAAACAGAAAUAAUGUGUAUUAAAAUUUAUCUAUUGGAUGAUAGGUGGAAAGAGUUUUGGAUAUUCGUAUAUAUUUUAGAGAAUAAAAAUACAAUUUUUUCAACAAAAUAGAAUAAAUUAUUAUUAUCGUUUUAGUGAACAACGUUUCGACAUUUAUAUUUGAUCGGUUCGAUCGCAUUUUAAUAUGUAAACGCAGAAAACUGUUGAAUUGCCUAGAAUUGAUUUUCUUACUGGUAUAUAACAUUUCCUGUGUUUAUUUACAGACGACAUGUUAAAGGAAAGGUUGAAAAGUGUUUAAACAUUUUUAAUUAACACUACACGUAGAAUAGAUAAGAGUACAACUGUCGGCAGACAAGUUAUUUUGACUUCUGAAUUGACUAAAAUUGCGGACUAUGUUUACGAGCUUGUCUACCGACAUUGUUUGGUAAAUAGAUAAUAACAUGCAAUAGAGUGUACAGUAUUUAUUUAGUAAAUGAUAUGUUUUUACUUUUACGUUUCUUCCUUCUGUUUACUUCAUUUUUUAAGAGAUCAUAGAUUUAAUCUUACGUGUACGUGAUGUAUGUGUGUAUGUAAUAUCAGUAUAAUGUUUUGUGUUUGUUUGUAAAAUGUUCUCACUUUUUUUUGUAUUAUUACACCUCUGUAAUGAUAUGUAAAGAAGUAUCUUUCGCAUUAAAUUGAAUCUAUUAGCUGUCA